GUAGACGAAGACAAAUUGAGAUAGGAGUUUAGUUUGUAACAAUCCAACAGGAAGUUGUGUUGCCUUGUGUGACGUGACGUUUCUGUUGAGUUUUGUAGACUUCCACAAAAACACACACGCACGCCAUACGCAUUCUCAAACUCAUUUUCCAUUUCAUCGCACUAUCUCUCCGUCGUUAACACCGUCAUGUCUGACGCUUAUUGGAGAUACGCCGAAUCCCAGCACGCCCCCGCCGCCAUCCCCGCCAAACGUCCCCGUCCCGAUUACGAUGUCUCUGGCGUUCAUGACAUGGCUAAUUACUUUCCCCAUGAUGCUGAUAGAGGAAGGCUCCAAGUAGUUAGAGAUACUGAAUCACUUGAUGCAUCUUAUGAGCGUUACCUCCGUAAUGCGAUUUCAACUUAUGGUCCCGGACAGCCUACCAGAACCAUUGACGGGGGAGUUCCCAGUCAUUCUAUUGACGAGUCUCAUGUCACUAAUAUUGGGGGAGUAGACCGAAGAUCAAAUGUAAAUGACAAAAGCCUGGAAUUAAGUGGUGGAAGGUCCGGCCAUUCGCUUCCACCUGAUGCUACCAAUACGGUAUUUGUAGAGGGUUUACCUUCCAACUGUACGAGACGGGAAGUAGCUCAUAUUUUUCGUCCUUUUGUUGGCUACAAAGAAGUUAGACUUGUCAGCAAGGAAUCAAGACAACCCGGGGGUGAUCCACUGUUACUUUGUUUUGUUGAUUUUGUAAGCCCGGCUCAUGCAGCAACUGCCAUGGAUGCAUUGCAUGAUGUGAUUUUUUUGGAUAGUUGUGCUAGUGGGGCAUUAAAUUUUAAUGGAGGUUAUUCUUGAUCUGUUAUGAUAGUUCUGUGAGUAUAGCCCUCAUGCUCAAUUGAUUAGACCGGUGUUGGUAAAAACACACUUUAUUCUGCAAGAUUGCUGUUCAAUGUGAGCUGUCAAUUUGUACAGCAUUCUAAAAUAUAUCGAGGGAUGCUGUUUCUGGUAUUAAGUUAUCAUUCUUUGAAUUUUAUUGUUUUCGUGCUUUUCUUAACCUGUAUGUAAAUCCAAGUAAAUGUAAGUUGCGCCUAUUCUCACUUUGCACCUAAAGCAAGUGUUCACAUAUUGUUAUUCACUGCAUGAAGUUUGCUGAAGGUGCACUGCAGUUUAUUAGGUUUGUUAUGUACAAGGUGAAAUAGGAUUCCUGCAGUCAAUAAUUUCCUGCUGUCUAGCAGUCGGGACAUUGUUGACUCUCCGAUCUUGAUAUAAUGGCUCAAAAUAAUGCAUAUUUAAUAUUUAUGCUAUAAUUUAAAAACUUGAGAUUAAAUUUAGAUUGUUGGAUCUAAAUCAAUCGACUUCCAAUUUACAACAGCGUGACUGUGUCAAUUUGUUGAUCGCAUCAAAUCAUGGUUCUGCGAUGUCUGUUGGCGCUUAGAAAGAAAUGAAAUAAAAUGUUCUUGUAGUAAAGAUAUUGCUGGAUGGAUUUUUUUUCUGUUACGAUGUUUACCUUGUUUGUCAUUCCCCGCAUCUGAGAAAUUGAGUGGUUGUGAAACAAUCAAGGAGAGUCUCUAAAAUCUGAGUUGAAUGAGUUUAAACUUACAGUGAAAUACAAAUAACUCCAGCAUCUUCUUCAUUUUCUUUCACCAAAUUGAAACAACUUAAGUGCCGGUGAUUAAGCUCUUCCUUUUCAUUCUCUUUCACCUGUUUCAACCCAAACAAUUCAAACCCGUUUCAACCCAACAAUUCAAACCGUUCUUGACAGAGACUAAAAUUUGCUGGCGGACGGACUGAGAUUCGUCGGCCGUCAGACUUCUUUGGAUGGAGACUCCACCCCUUAAGGAGACUGCAAAUAAGUGUAGCAUAUGGGUUUGUUUCUUGUUUUUGGCUAGUGGUGUUGACCUAAUAAUAUAAUUCAUAUUCGUAUGUGUGACCACAAGUAUUUAGACAAUUUCAUGUGACAUUGUUUUCGUUGAUGUUUUCAUUCAUUAAGCAUGUUUGGAAGAAUGAAAAGGCGAUGUGACAAUAUACUGUUUCUCGUCAACUUCAAUUUGUAGGGUUAGUUCGGAUGGGUGUAACCAUCCAUUAGAUUACAUGUUUCUGUUUCUGUUUUUUUCAUCCAUUGUUUUCUUUUAUUUUUAAUACUGGUUUACUGUUUCUGUUUUUUUAGAUGAUAUAUGUUGAUAAAUGAUUAUACUUUGGUUUAAUUCAAAUCACUAUUCAUUUUAAUAUGACAGAUAUAUUAGUAUAUAACUUGUCCAAUCAUGGCUUUAUAAUAUGCAUAAUAACAUGUGCACAAUAGCUUCUUGAACCUUGGAAUACAUGAUUACUGUGGGAAAUGUUGCAAUAUGUCUCCAAUUAAUAUUAAUAUCAGACUAAUCAAAUUAGGGAAAGGAUUCUCCCAAUCUUACAAGAGUACGGUUCAAUUUAAGCCAUUUAAGGGACAAAGGGUCUCUGGAUUAAAAAGAAUGGAGAUUUUUAAGAAACUUAUCUCAAAUUCUCUCUUAUUAAUUGGGCACAAAAGGAAUAUCAAGUCUUUUUUUUUCUCAUAAGAUUAAAAAAUAUGGUUAAAAUAAUAAAUUUGUUAACAUUAUGUGUUAUUUUUAUAUAAACAAAAUAAAAAGUGUAUUUUUAAUCAAGAGACCCUUUGUCCCUAUCUUUCAAGUUUCAAUUACUUGAUUUUGACCCCUCAAAUUUGUUCUCUUUUAUAUUUGAUAGUCCCCUAAUGACAUGUAGAUUAAACUUUUUUUUUUUUACUUUUUCUCUCUUUUUUUUUUUAUUCUUCUUUACAAUUCUAUUUCUUUUAUAUUUUUAAUAGUUAGCUUUGAAUGUAAUAUCUAGAAAUUUUUUAAAUAUUUUAUUUAACGUAUGUCUAAUGGUAAAAAAAUUGAUCACUAGUUAAUUAAAAUAACAAAUUCUUUGUCCAAUAACCCCCUCAUAUUUAAGUAUAAAAUUUCGAAGUCUAAUAUUUUUUACUAAAAUACUCAUUCGUUCAAAUUGAUGGGGUACAUUGUUGAAAAAUAAUUUGCCAUAAUGUUGAAUGAAAUAAAUAAAUUUUUUAAAAUAUUUUGCUUAAAGCUUAACUAUUAUAAAGAGAAGAAAAAUAGAAUUGAAGAGAAGAAAAGUAGAGAAAAAAGUAAUAAAAGAAAAAAAAAAAGUAAUAAAAAAAGGGUGACUCUACAUGUUAUCAAGGGGCUAACAAAUGGAAAAGAUAAUAAAUUUGAGGAGUUCAAAUCAAGCAAUUCGUAAAUUUUAUGGGUCAAAAUUAAGCAAUUGAAAUUUGGAAGACUAAAACUAAACUCUUAACAAUUUAGAGGACUAAAAUCAAACAAUUAAAAUUUAGGAUCGAAAAUCAAAUAAUUAAAAAGCUUAGGGUGAAGCCUAUAUAUAAUGUGACUAUAUAUAAUGUAAGUGAAUUUGGUCUCCACAAUUAGUCAUCAUUUUUGUCCAAUGAAUUGCAACAAAAGUAUAAUUUAGUCCCACAAUUACAAAAUGACAAACUAUACUUCAAAAUUUAAAAGUACCAGUCACCUUAUUUUCUAUGUCAAUCAAUUUUGAUGACUUCGAAUUGUAAAACAGAGAUCAUCAUUAUUCCAAAACAAUUUUUUUUUGGAAAUAUGUUACGUACAAUUUUAUCAUGCCUAAAAUAACGUAUCAACUCAUCACUUCUGACCUAUUAUGAUAGAGAGAUCAAAUUGAUUGAUGUGAUUCAGUUUUAAAGAUUAAUUUUUUACUUUCAUAUUCAGGAAUCAAAUUGUUUAAUACAUUUUCAAUUAUCAAAACACUGAUUCAUUAAUUGAUUUCCUUGUGAAAGUUGAUUUAUAUAAAAAACAGAUACACUGAGGUGAGAUAAGAGCCAUGCUAUGCGUACAUCUGCGAUCGACACCGUAUGCUAUUUACACUGUAUGUAUGAAAAUGAUUUAGUGGUGCACAAAUUUCAAAGUGUGAAAAAAAAUAUUAAAAAAAGGAUGAAUCUGUAUGUAUAGUAUUUUUACGGUGUAUGUGUAAGACUAAGUAUCAAAGUAACAUUUCUCGGUGAGAUAAUUAUAUGAUACUUUUUCUGGCUAUUAUUAUAAACAAUUUUUUUUAAGUUCAUUGAAUAAUGAAUGUAUUUGGUCUUUUAUGUAGGCCAGAUACAUUUAUUACUCAAUGAAUCUAAAAAGAUAAUAUUUACUUAUAAUUCAGGCCAGAGGGAGUAAUUUUAUAACCAGACAAAAUUGUGUUUAUGGUCUUUUAAAUUUGGUUCAGUUUUUAUAUGAAUGUUUUUUAUUUAAGUUAGUUUUAGGCCGUAGAAAAUUUAAGAUUGCUUAUCCCUUUCUCAAAUCGUGCUUCUUCAUAUAACUCUUGUUCACUGUGAUCGUCCAAUCCGAUCUAUCUUAGUCCUAGGUUGUCUUCUUUCAAAUGGAAGAUCAUGCUAAUCUUCAUCCUAAUCGAAUUUGAGGCCAACUUGUCCAAAUCCUAGGGCGUAUUAUGUUUAUGAAAAAAGGUUGAAGUUUUACUCAUGCCCAACAUAUCCAACAAGAAGAAGACACCAUUUUACGACCCGUCACUGGCUACAAAUAUGAAUAUCGGGGGAGAAAUUUGGGGAAGUAGAAACUACAAAAUACUAACGAUAAAUGAUGUAGCUUCUCUAAGUAGUUAGACGAUGAUAUUGUUGAUGAAAGAGAUUUGAAGAUUGUGAGGCAAAAGAAGAAAAAUAUAUAAUUGAAGACCGAGUUGGCUAAUAUAAAAAAAAUAGUUGAAGAUGUCAAUAAGGUUUAAGUUUGUCUGUAUAGGAUUAAGUUCAAUGUUAAUUGCAAUGUUUUUAUAUAUUGGCAAGACAUAUUAUGAUCCAAUGUAUUUAAAAUAGUUGAGUUACAAUUAGUAGUGUUAUUUGAUUAAGAUAUUCAUAAUGUUCAUGUUGUUUGGAAUUGAUGUUUGUAAUGUAAUCAUUUAUUGAAUUGAGUUUGCAAUCUUUUGUUGAAUUAUCUUUGUAAUACUUUGUUGAAAAUAUGUUAUUAUAAUCAUGAAUUGAAUUGAUGUUAAUGAAAUCAUAUGUUGAAUUAAUUUUUUUUUAAACUUUAAGUUUACACCAUAAUAUUGUGUAUAUCCUCACCCUUUUAGAAAUAUUAUUUUGAAGCAAAGUAUGUUUCAACUUCUCCCUUGCAGUCCCACGAUUUUGAUUGACAAAUGGCAAAAGAAGAUCCACGACAAGUGUCUACCCAAAUGCCUCUAAUGAUGUCAUAAGGGUAAACCACAACCCAAAAGAUGGACUCGCAACAUUAUCCUUAAACUAAGAAGAUCCAAUUCAACCUCCACUGGUGAUUGAAACCAUCCUAGUACCUCCACCAAAUGGUGAACUUUAAACUCCUCUAGGGGUGGCAGCAUUAGUAGAAGAAACCUUGGUGCCAACCCCAAUAAUUUUGGUGAAACUAUCAUCUUACUGAGAAUUGUGCUUAUGAUUGUCAAUAGAUAGCCAUCAACCUUGGAAUUGCAAUAUGAACAACUCUAGGGGAUUCAAUGUCGAUUCUAAUUCUUUCUUGCUACCAAGACUCCACAAUGAUUUGGUACCAUGAGAGAUUUCCUUAUCUUUUUGGUCAACAUCGUGAGAAACUAAGAAGACUUGAAUCUUCCUCAGAUAAUCGGGAAGUGGUUUUCCCCUGUGACUCAUUCAUAUAAUCUCCUAUUAAUUGGACUCCUCACCAUUCACCUAUGGUGAGUGAAUGGGUCACCUCAAACAGACUAAGUCCAAUUGAGUGGUCUAUCGCCAUAUUAUUUGGAGACUUCUUCCCAUCUCAGGCAAUCUCUUAGUUUAAUUCAGGCAGCCUAUCACCAUGUAACGGAAGCUUGCCCAGAGUUAAGGUAAUUGUAUUUUAUGGUAUACUCAUGGACCUUCCUUCCUAAGACUCAGUAGAAUUAUUCUAGUACACAAUCCCUCAAGCUCCCUGAAGCAGAGCUUUGGACGAGUCCCUCAAGUAGAUCUUGGGGCAACCCACUCAAUCAGAGCUAAAGAAAGCCCUUUAAGUGUCACUAGCAGUAACACAUGGAACAUUAAAAUGAAGCUAAUGAUUUCUUUAAAAGAAAAAAUGAUUAAAGAAGUUUAUGCAUGUUAGAGACCUGAGAAGUAUGUUAGCAUUCCUAGUUAGGGCAAUCAUUGCCUAUUUUUUGUAGCUUGUGAUGCAAUAAAAGGGACAUUUUUCAUCCCAUUUUCAAACAUGUUGCCAAAGUAUCCCUUCUUAAAUUAAGUUAUUUGUCUUCUUCAAACCUAGAGUUCUUCUUUAUGCUCGCUCACAUGUGUACUCAUUCUCCAUUUUCUUCACGCUUUUCCUUUCCAAGCAUGUGGAUUGUUAAAGACUUAGAAGAGAGUGGCAAAGUGAUAAAGUCAUUAAGUGGUAGAGAGUGGGAAACAUGUAUUUGUGUUGCAUGAAGAACGUUGUGCGAGCAGAUGGAUCAAUCAAUUAUAAGCUUUUAGAAAUUAGGGUGUUUGGGAUUUAUGCGAGCAUUAGUAAUUCUGAUAGUCAUAGUGAUUCUCUUUCUUCCUAUUCUUUCUUAGGGAAUCCCAAGCAAUCCAUGACGUACAAGAAUUCUAAAUACACGACCACGGGCUUCGAGACCCAUUUCACUUUUGAGGAAAUGGUGAGAUCUUUUAGGAGGCAUAUCAAUAUUUCUGGCACUAGCGAUGAGGGCGAAAUUAUUCUAUAAGCUUGUUUUGAAGAAGAGCAGGACAACCUGGCCCCCCUUGACUCAUCCAAUCCUUUUUUUUUCUAUUUGCAUUUCCUCGUCGUCCAAGAUUUAGGGGUUUUAGUUCCCUUUACACUGUUUAAAGUGUAGAUUUUGGCAUUGCAAAUGUUACACCCUUACAGAUCUCACUGAACUAAUGAGGCUUCAUUAGGGCCUUCAAUAUCAUAUGUGUAAUAUAACGUUCCAGAAUAUUAACCGAAAAGCCACUUGUGCAAGACAAUGAGGUUUAAAGCCAAAGGGUAAAAUGGUAAUUUUAUCCCCAAGGACUUAUUGAUAAAAUUCCAACAAUCAUUAUGUGAUACAUUAAGUUAACUGAAAGAAAUAGUAGAGUGAAGAGUAUGCUUAGAAUUUCAAAGUCCAUUAAGUUUGAGCACUAAGGGCGUAAUUGAAAUUUCCUCAUAAGGGGAAGGUAUUAUGGUAAUUGGUUUAACAAAGCAUUUAUCAGUAGCUUGGGAGGAAUUCAUAUUUCUCAUCCAUUUUCCAAAAUGAGGAGUACAAUGGAAAAGAUGAAAGUAGAGGAAAGAUAUCUCUCUAUCCAUCUUCACCUCUUAAUCUAAAAAAACAAGUGUUGGAGGAGGACAAAAGGGGUUCUCGUUCAAUCACACACCAUCUCAAGAGUGGUAAGCAUCUUACCCUUCAUAUCCAUCCUCUUAAAAGAAUUUGGAUCCCUCUAAUCACCUUACCCUACUUCUCUUGCAAAAGGAGGAUUCUGGAGAGCAUCUUGAAGAGCCAUUGAUGGAAAGGUUUGAACCAUGAAAGAUGAAGGUCAAGGAAAAACUAAAUGGUAGCAUACAAGUAGAAUUGAAGAAAUCCAUCAUCACAAUCACCCCUCUUCAAAUUUUGUUUUAAGGAGGAUUCUUCCCCUUUAGGUUAUGAAUUAAUCUAUAACCCUAGUUAGAAAUGAUGAUAUUCUCCUAAAUUUCUUGAUGAUAAAUAUGUUGUUGCUGAAUAGUAAUAUAUGUCUGACUUUGAUUACACGAGUGAAUGUGAUAACAUGCCUCUCUUUGACGAUUUCCUACUAUGAUGAUUUAGUUCUAUAAAAAAUGAUUAAAUGAUGAUGAAUGGUUUAAUUUCUAUGUUUCUUUGUUGAAAAUAUGAAACAUGACUUGUUCUUGAUGUCUCUAUGUUGGGAAGCAAGGUAUACUUGAAUGUGUUGUGCUUAGUAUGAGUUUCGGCUUUGAAAAAUAUUGUUUUGCUGAGAAUUGUAGGUUUUUUUAGCCUAUUGGGUCGAUGAAGGCCGUAAGCCAGAUGGUGGAUAGUUCGUCAUGCCCCCAGGCCUCCCUGGAGGCCAUCGCCCUCCAUGACAACCAUCUUGUCCUUCUCUCUUCCUUGAGCCAAGGAUUGUAAGAAAAAUGGAAAACUUGAGUUAGGCAACUCAGUUUGAGACGUGGUUUGAUGUAUUGAAAAGAUAACACACAAAGCUUCAAUGUAGUAAGGAUUGUAAGACCAAAUGUGUAUUUACCCCAAAUUAAGGAAAGCAUAAUGACUAAUGUGCAUGUAUAACGUAUAGAAAACCUAAAUAUUUCAAGGGACCUAAGACUUGUAUCUGUUCUACGUUAAGGAAUCAAAUAAUCAAGAGAUCUGAGACUUUCUCAUAUUCCAUGAUACAUAGAGAAGUUUAAGUUCAUGGGAUCUAAGCCCUGACUUCAGAAAGCAUUAAGAAGUUGGAGUUCAGGGGACCUAAGUCUGACUUCAAAAAAGAUAAAGCACCAAUGUUCAGGGAACCUGUGCCCAAUUAUUAGUAUGUGGUGAAAAACUAUCCUUCAAAGGACCUAAGUCAUGCCUUCAGUAAGCAUUAAGACUCUGACGUUUAAUGGAACUAAGCCCUAUCAUUAGUGCUUGUAUGACUAACCCGAAUGGACAAGGGACCCAAGCCUUUCUUCGUUCUAUGGCACAUCAUUUAAUAGUUAAGGGACCUAAGCCUCGUUCUAUUCAUUUAAAUGUCAUAAGUAUGUUUACUAAAAGUUCACAUAGAUCUUGAUGGCUGUGUAUGACACUAAGCAUGACCUUAGACGCGUAUGGCCAAGAAUCAGACGUGACACACACCCCGUAUUAGUAGGAUAAUAUAUGCGUAAUUCUAUAUUUGGUGUGUAAAGCUCUAGUAAGACACUAUCUGCACAGUAAACACUAAGCUCAACCCAAGGAGCAUUGGGGGCGAUAGCAACCGAGUUAGACACAAGUUGAGACAUAUGUGGUAGCUAAGUCCUUACUACGAGGAUAUGCAUAUUAGUAACCGCGUAAAGUACGUCUCAGAGUAACGUAUAUUUAAAAUGAAGGACAAGGUAGAAGUUGCAUAAGAUAAAUAAUCAGUAGACUUAUGGUCUUAGUAAGGACUUCUUAGCCGCCUGAGAGUAUUCUUAGGGUUGUCGCGGUGCCUUGAGAUGAUUGUUGGUAUUAGUUCAUACGAGAUUGGUGUAAGAUACCCUGGUGAAUAUUGCAAAAAAAAACCUCGAUUGAAUAGAUGUGUAAUGAGAGACUCGAUGAUUUAUAUCACAAAGCUCUUUGAGAGUAGUAUCUCACUCCACGUUGUUGACUAUAUUUUUCAAGUAAGCAUGUAUUUGGAUCGACUUUGAAGCAAGAGGUUUUGAUGCAGAAGGCCCAUAGAAGCAUCUUUCCGAUGUGAUGAAGUCCUUGUUUGAUAUUGGUGUAGUAGUCAUUGGUUAUCAGUUGUAUGGUUGUAGGGAGGGAUAAUGCUCCUUGCUUACCUCUGUCUUGAACUGAAGAUCUAGUGGCUACCACUGAAGCCACUUUGUCUUGGACUAAAGACCCAAUGGCUAUCACUGGAUAUGACUUUGAUUAUCUCAACAUCACUGAGACGAAAGUGGCCAAUUUCUUAGAUGAGCUCCGUAUCAUGAGCUCUAGGAAAAUUGUAAAGUUAAAUCAGGGGGGAUGAUAGUAAGAUCAAUGAAUACCUACGUAAGUUUGUAAUUGUAGUUAUUCCCAAUUUAGGAUUUUUUACCCGCCUCAUAACUUAUCAACUUUUUUCUUCUUUUUUUUUGUAAAAAUGAUGUUGUUCAUCCUUGUCGAAGAAGUUGGGUCGUAACGAGCAUUAGAUUGACAGUCUUAAAAUUCUCAUGGGCGAACUCUUCACCAAAGGAAGCGAAAAAGGCGUCGAAGGGAGCACCAUUAUUCAGACUCUCCCUCUUAAAACCUUGAGGCCAUAUGGGGAUGACAAGAGUUCCUCCUCGGCUCCCAAUUAUAAGGAUAAUGUCACUAUAAACCUUGGAGAUGAUGAAGAGGGUGAGCAACACGCUGGUUCUCCAAUUCGGGUUGACCCGCCUAAGAAUUUUUAGUCUUUGUCGUGGAACAUGUGUUUGACGCGAGGAAGUAUGCCACCGCUCCACCCUCCAAACUACCAGUCAUAUGGGAAUUUAGAAACUAUCCAACAUGGUGGAGAACUACAUGUUGAGGGGUUUGAUGAUGGAGCAAGUGCUCCUCAAGGCUCUUUCCCAAAUAGAUAGAUCUGUGGGCGACUUAUAGGUUAAUCUUACUUUAGAGAAGGAAGCGUUGAAUUGGGAGCAGAAGUUUGUAAUUUUUUAUUACUAUGAAGCGAGAUAGGUUGAAGUGGUUUGUGGAGAAGCUCAAGAAGUCCUUAAGAAGUCAGUGGAAGAGGCCAAAAAACUUGCCUUAUCAGUGAACAAGUUGAAGGAGUUUCUUGAAGUCAUCCUCCUUUUUAGGAGGAAACUAAAAUACGAUUUGUCAGCAUGCAAGGAUGAGCUGGUGAAUACUUCUGACCAAUACUUUAAACGAGGCAAGAAACAUGUAGUCUUUCCCUACCCUGACUAGAUUUGAGUCAAAUAAACUUAUUCAAAAUUUUUAUAGAUGACAAGCUCGUAGAUGAAGAGGAAGACGUGUCUCCCAAAACAUCACAUCCUUUCUCCGAGAGGCGCAUUCUUGUUGAACUCGAAGCUAUCCAUGCUCAGGCAGAUGAAAUUCCUGCUAAAGAAAUCGUUCGUCAAAAAGCCAUGCCAGAAGAAAGGUGACCUCAAGAAGGCAGCCACAACUUUUUUAUUUUAUUUUAAUUUUAUAGUAAUGCACUUAGUGACUUACGUAAUAAUACCCUAACAGCUUUUUGUAGGGGUGGACAGAAAUUCGCCGACCGUUGCUAUCCGACCGGCCCAUUCAAUCCGAAGCAUUUCGGUCGGAUCAAAGUCGAUUUUUCGGGUCAAACGGGUGAAGCAUCCAGUUUAGAGUGGAUAAUGACGUUUCGGUUCGGUUGAUGAAAUUGAGUCCAGAAAAAACCGAACCCGGCCGGAUUAAUAGUGUUUAUUUUCAUUAUUUUAUUUGAUAUUUUACUGGGUUGGACUGGGUUGUUUCUGAAGCCCAAAAGAUGUUCCAUUUUAUUAUAUAAAUCUAACACCCAAGGAAAAGAAUCAGAACACCCUAGCCGCUGCUUCCUCUUUGUUUCCUCUUAGCUUCCUCUUUGUUUCCAAAGAGUGGCUUAAGAUCUAACUCAACCAUUUGAUAUUCUAACUCAAUCAAUCACGAAGUUCUUUCUAUUUGAAUCUCAAUAUAGUUAUCAUUUAAUAUUUUUUUCAUUUUUGUCCCUUGAGUAUCUAGUUUGAGUUAGAGUUUCAUAUUCUGCUAUUUAGGUUUCUUUUUUCUUAAAAUAUGAGUCGAGUUUAAUUGUUAUUUAGGCUUUAUUUUUAUUGUAAAAAGGGUUGAGU
This is a messenger RNA of Vicia villosa (hairy vetch), 11360 nucleotides long. Its product is annotated as RNA-binding protein 2-like. Gene Ontology annotation, molecular function: mRNA binding. The record is from RefSeq and is a predicted model, not a curated record. NCBI's taxonomy places the organism in Eukaryota, Viridiplantae, Streptophyta, Magnoliopsida, Fabales, Fabaceae. The transcript is spliced from 6 exons. Bases 187 to 831 code for a protein of 214 amino acids.